AUGUUCAGUCUAUUACUGAUCAAGUUUCUAGAGCAGCAUUUGCUUGCCGCUAUCGUUCUUCUCUUUCUCCCUGUUCCCCUUCGUGUACUUGAGAAAUGUCUUCGAAGAUGGAGACUUGCACAAGCUCAGGGCUGUAAAGAAGCUACUAGCAAAGUGGCCGUGAAAGAUCCCAUUAUUGGUUUCGAUUUCCUUUACAAGGUCUUCUUUGAAAAGCCCCCUGAACGAUAUCUCGACAGUAGCUGGCAAGCCUUCGAGGAGAUGGGUACUACUUACAUCGAGAAGAGGUGGUCUUGGCAAUGUGUAUACACUUGCGAUCCCCAGAACAUCAAACAAAUCCUUGCCACUGCAUAUCAUGACUUUGAUCUUCCCGAGUUUAGAACUUCAGUCAUUGGCCAUAUCUUUGGCCAGGGCAUCUUCGUUCUAUCAGGCCAUCCUUGGAAGCAUGCCCGGGCUGUACUGAGACAAAGUUUCAGGAAAGACAAUCCCGCUCCCUUUCUAGACACUCUCGAACGAAACUUCCAGUCUUUCCUCCAGCAUGUCCCUACCGAUGGCUCUGAAGUUGAUCUCCAGCCUCUUUUCCUAGCUCUUGCCAUGGAUGUCUCUACGGAAUUCCUCAUGGGACAUUCGACCAAUAUGCUUAUCCAAAAUGCAGAUCACACUCGGGAACAGCAGUUUGUCGAUGACUACAUGGUUUGCUCCGAAGAGAUCAUCCACCAAAUGCAGCUUGGUCCACUCCACCCCCUCAAAUUCAACUUUGCAGCUAAGAGGGCGAGAAAGAGGGUGUACGAGUAUCUCGAUGCUUUCAUUCAAGAGUCCCUGAACAAGUCCGAGGAUGGCUCAGGCAGCAGUUUCCUGACAGAGAUGAUGGAUGUAGCAAAAGACAGAACGGGGCUCAGUCAUCAUAUCCUACACAUCCUGCUUGCAAGUCGGGACACUACAUCGGGUCUUCUUGGUAAUCUAUUCUUCUUCCUGGCCAAGAAGCCUGAGAUCUAUGCAAAGCUCCGAGAUGAGGUUUUAAGUGUUGCUGGUCAAGAGCCCCCUACUGCAAGUCAACUCAAAGACAUGACCUACCUAAAAUGGUGCGUCAACGAAUCGCUGAGGCUGCAUCCUGUCAUUCCCACCAACGCCCGCGUCGCAGUGCGAGACACCACCAUCCCCCGGGGCGGCGGCAUCGACGGAAAGUCACCACUCUUCGUCUCCAAAGGAACAGCCAUGUUCUACAACGUGUACGCCAUGCAUCGUAACGAGGAUGUCUUCGGGCCCAAGGCCGAAGAGUUUGCCCCUGAGAGGUGGAAGGAUCUGAGACCUGGCUGGGGGUAUUUGCCCUUCAACGGCGGUGCUCGCGCGUGUAUUGGUCAACAGUACGCUCUUCUGGAAACGCAUUACGUUGUGGCGAGGAUGGCGCAGGCUUAUAGUGAGAUCGAGUCGAGGGAUGAUGAGGAGUGGACGGAGUUGUAUGCUUUAGCGUUGUGUUCGAAGAACGGAUGCCGAGUAGCAGCCAAGAGGUAA
This is a messenger RNA of Fusarium mangiferae, 1509 nucleotides long. RefSeq lists its product as uncharacterized. Lineage: Eukaryota; Fungi; Ascomycota; Sordariomycetes; Hypocreales; Nectriaceae. The record is from RefSeq and is a predicted model, not a curated record. Bases 1 to 1509 code for a protein of 502 amino acids. Gene Ontology annotation, molecular function: heme binding; monooxygenase activity; iron ion binding. The transcript is spliced from 3 exons.